This is a messenger RNA of Cavia porcellus (domestic guinea pig), 3100 nucleotides long. RefSeq names its product SERPINE1 mRNA binding protein 1 (gene Serbp1). Gene Ontology annotation, cellular component: cytoplasm; nucleus. The coding region runs from base 113 to 1336 and encodes 407 amino acids. Gene Ontology annotation, molecular function: mRNA 3'-UTR binding. The transcript is spliced from 8 exons. NCBI's taxonomy places the organism in Eukaryota, Metazoa, Chordata, Mammalia, Rodentia, Caviidae. The record is from RefSeq and is a predicted model, not a curated record.
GACGGCCCCCCUCGCUCGGCCCGGCCAUCUUGUGGGAAGAGCUGAAGCAGGCGCUCUUGGCUUGGCGCGGCCCGCUGCAAUCCGUGGAGGAACGCGCCGCCGAGCCCCCAUCAUGCCUGGGCACCUACAGGAAGGCUUCGGCUGCGUGGUCACCAACCGAUUCGACCAGUUAUUUGACGACGAAUCGGACCCCUUCGAGGUGCUGAAGGCAGCGGAGAACAAGAAAAAAGAAGCCGGCGGGGGCGGCGUUGGGGGACCCGGGGCCAAGAGCGCGGCUCAGGCCGCGGCCCAGACCAACUCCAGCGCGGCGGGCAAGCAGCUGCGCAAGGAGUCGCAGAAGGACCGCAAGAACCCGCUGCCGCCCAGCGUCGGCGUGGCGGACAAGAAGGAGGAGGCGCAGCCGGCCGUGGCGCUGAAGAAAGAAGGAAUAAGACGCGUUGGAAGAAGACCUGAUCAACAACUUCAGGGAGAAGGGAAAAUAAUUGACAGGAGACCGGAACGACGACCACCUCGGGAAAGAAGAUUUGAAAAACCACUUGAAGAAAAGGGUGAAGGAGGAGAAUUUUCAGUUGAUAGACCCAUUAUUGAGCGGCCCAUCCGAGGGCGUGGCGGCCUUGGAAGAGGGCGAGGUGGCCGAGGCCGUGGCAUGAGCCGAGGGGAUGGUUUUGAUGCCCGUGGCAAGCGAGAGUUUGACAGGCACAGCGGGAGCGAUAGAUCUUCUUUCUCACAUUACAGUGGCCUGAAGCACGAGGACAAGCGAGGUGGCAGCGGGUCGCACAACUGGGGCACCGUCAAAGACGAAUUAACAGAGUCUCCCAAAUACAUUCAGAAACCACUGUCUUAUAAUUGCAGUGAUUUGGAUCAAUCAAAUGUGACUGAGGAAACUCCGGAAGGUGAAGAGCACCCUGCGGCUGACACUGAGAAUAAAGAGAACGAGGUGGAAGAAGUCAAGGAAGAGGGUCCAAAAGAGAUGACCUUGGACGAGUGGAAGGCCAUCCAAAACAAAGACCGGGCGAAAGUGGAGUUUAACAUCCGGAAGCCAAACGAAGGUGCUGACGGGCAGUGGAAGAAGGGCUUUGUUCUCCAUAAAUCAAAAAGCGAAGAGGCACACGCUGAAGACUCUGUGAUAGACCACCACUUCCGGAAGCCUGCCAAUGACAUCACAUCUCAGCUGGAGAUCAACUUUGGAGACCUCGGCCGCCCAGGACGGGGCGGCAGGGGAGGGCGAGGUGGCCGUGGGCGCGGGGGGCGUCCGAACCGUGGCACCAGGACCGACAAGUCGAGCGCUUCUGCCCCGGACGUGGACGACCCAGAGGCCUUCCCCGCGCUGGCCUGACUGCACGCCCGGAGACGCCCUGGCUCCUCGGUGGGGCCUCUUGUUCAAAGCUUUGUGCAUGCUUAAGGAUCCCAAACAACUAAGAAAUUUAAAAAAGGAAAAAAAAAGACUGUCAUUCAUACCAUUCACACCUAGAGACUGACUUUUACCUGUUUGAAACGAACUUCUCUCGCUACUCAGAAGUUAACAGAUCUGGCAGUCAGUUUUGUAUUUAGAAAUGUAUUGGUAGCAGGGAUGUUUUCAUAAUUUUCAGAGAUUAUGCAUUCUUCAUGAAUACUUUUGUAUUGCUGCUUGCAUAUAUGCAUUUCCAAACUUGAAAUAUAGGUGUGAACAGUGUGUACCAGCUUAAAAGCUUUCACUUCAUUCGUGUUUUUAUUAAGGGUCUAGGUGUUCCCCAGUUCCAGACUGGUUUUAAAUAUUGGAUGUACUGUUGGUUUGAAGACCUGCUCUGCAUUUUCACACGUGCUCAGCUGGGACGUUUUAAACUUGUCAGAUUUUAUGCUGUGUGGAAUACUAACUACUUUCUGUAUUUUAACUUAGUUUUAAUACUUUUCAUUUUGGGGGAAAGAUCUUUUUUCACUUCUCAUGAUAGCUGUUAUAUAUGCUAAAUCUUUAUAUACAGAAAUAUCAGUACUUGAACAGACUCCAAGCACACUGGUUUAUUAACCUCCGCCCUCCUGCAUGGCUCUGCGGACCCAGCGCACCUGCCCGUCCCCUUGCUGUAUCGCUGUACAGAGCGCCGCUUCCCCGUCCUAGAUCCCAGCUGGACCCCACCUGGAGAGCGUGGCUGUCUGCCCCUGAUGCCAGGGUAUGGGCACCUCCUGCCGUGCAGGCCCUUCCUGCAUGGUGGGGAGCUGGGGUCAUGCUGCAGGCCGCUGCUGUUUCCGUGCCUGUCCAUGGGUGGCCAGCCUCGGUGUGGGCAGUGUACGAAGGCCUUUAACCUUCCUUUCAAUACAAUCAGAGGGUGCUGGUGAGUGUGGCAGGGUGUCCAGGACUGGGCAUCUGACAACGGAUAGCUCUCCUGAGGGCUGGGACAGCAGCAGCAACCACAGACUACAGGCCAGAACUUUGCUCUUCCUCAGUUUCCUAGUUUGUUACCGACUGGUGUUCAGGGGGUUGAAGUCUGUUCCACGGAAGCAUGUCUGUUCUCGGGAAUGGAGUCACACCUGGCCCAUGGCAGGCAGCCCCUUUGGGGGCCCUCAUCUUGCCUGCAGCAAGUGGGGCUAUGGGGUUUCCCCCUACUGUGCUGUGGCUGCUGAGUCCGCAGGGAGGGAGUUGUCUGGUGCAGGUCUGAAGGUGGCUGUCAUUCCUAGCCGGCAGCUUCCUACCUCUGGUAGUAGCUGGUUCUAAAAGGCAGCGAUCUGGGUCUGCACACCUGCUGUGUAGCCAGGGGUGGGGGCACCAGGGUCGGGUGGCCUUGGGCCCGGAUCUCAAACCCGGACCAGGUGUGGCGUUGAGGAUUUUGGAUGACUCAGUGCCGAGCUGGUUCUGCACUGGUGCUAACCUCAAAACACCGUUUUCUGAUUGCGAGCUUGGCCUCCCUUCAGGCCCUUGGGCUGCACUGGUGGCCUCCUCGGACAAGACAGCGCUCUAGGGACACCUGCGGCUGGGAAUUAUCCCCGCUCAAUGAAAGCGGGCAGCCCGGAGCUGUGUGUGACGGACGUGGUGGUUUGCCUCCUGGUUUACUUUGUAUCAAGAGCUGAACUGUGAACCUAACUUUCUCCUUGGGUAAUAACUGAAAAUAAAGAUUUAUUUUCAUGGUCA